CCCUACGGUGUCGCGCGGUGCGGUGGCUGCUGACAUCUCUUUCUGCACCUCGAGCUCUACGCGCGGGUGGUGGCUGCUGCGCUUCCUCUAUACAAGCCCUACGUGCGGCUGCUGGUGGUGACGCUUUGGCUGCUCCUCGAGCCCUACAUCCUGCUGCCGACCUACGUCGAGCUCUACACGGCCACUUCGACCUGGACGAGCCUGAGCCCUUCAGGCUAUACUCGGUGGACUUCAUGAAGGACGACACUGGUGGUGUGCCGGCCUGGAACGGCGACCCAGCUUCAUUCGAAGCAUUCGCAACAGCGUGCAAAUGGUACACGCUCAGUCUCAAAGAGAGCGAACGGAGACAGGCGGCAUCCAGAGUUUGGCAACGCCUUCAAGGAGCCGCCAAAUCAGUGGUGCGGCAUCUUGACCCUUCGGAGUACGAUGCCACCAAUGGAUUGGACAAACUCCUGGAGGCUUUGAGAUCUUCGCCACUUCAACGUCUACCUGUUUCAGACAGCCUGGAGAGAACAUCCCGCAGUUGCUCGUGCGAGAAGAGGAACUUUUCACAGAGCUUCAACAGCCUCUCCAACGAGUCACCUACUGGACCCAUUGGGACGCUUGAGGAGGACGAGACAGCUUCCGAACAUCGAAGAUCCCUGGAGGUUGAUUUCUUUGGUGAUGAUCUUCGAGGGUACCGCUUGUUGAAGGCGGCCAAGCUGAUGACUUCCGAGAGGCAGCACAUCUUGACCCUCACGACGAACUCAACGAGGUUCAUAGAGGUGAGAAGAGCUUUGAGGACGCUCUUUGCAGAAGAGAAUGUGGAGGACGGGAUGAACCAGCGACCAAGGAGGGCAGUGUGGUUCCAAGACUCUGAGACUUGGGGCGAGAUGCACUAUGAGGAGGAAGACCAAGAAUG
Cladocopium goreaui is the source of this 901-nucleotide messenger RNA. Lineage: Eukaryota; Dinophyceae; Suessiales; Symbiodiniaceae. The record is from the annotation of a GenBank genome assembly.